Messenger RNA from Microthlaspi erraticum, 318 nucleotides. Lineage: Eukaryota; Viridiplantae; Streptophyta; Magnoliopsida; Brassicales; Brassicaceae. The record is from the annotation of a GenBank genome assembly.
AUGCUUUCAAAACCUACUGUUGAUUGCAUGAUUUGGCCUGAAGAGAAUUACCCAGAGAGAGAGUCCAAUCGAGCUAGAAAGAGAAGACUCUUCCCAAAGAUUAUCCCCAAGACUGAUAACUCAGGAAAGUUUGCUGUGCCUUGUAUCAUCAAAGGUAACAUUCUUGAGCAAUCUUUGUGUGACACAGGAGCCAAUGUGAACAUCAUGUCUAAGAGGAUAGCUGACAAGAUAGGCCUCACCAAGAUAGAGCCAUCAUCCAUCUCCAUCAACUAUGCUGAUUCAUUCUCACAAACCCCUAUGGCUUUGUGCCUAAUGUGA